AUAAAAUGAUGAUUCUUUUGAAGACAACAAAAGAAUAGAGAAGUGCUGGCAAUUUCUGAGACGAUUAUCAUUAAAGAGCAGAAAUUAAGCAUUAUUUACACCUUCAGAAAGCCACGAAUUUGAGUAUGAGCACUGUAGCUACUAAAAUUGAGCGUUGGGCUUCGAGUUGUAAUUGGUGGUUGUUAAUGAUGAUGAUUGCUAUUUUAAUAUUCCGACCUACACAAGGAGGUUGCAUAGAAGAGGAGAGAAGAGCCUUGCUGGACAUCAAAUCCUCUUUUAUUAACUCAUAUGAUUCAAAUCCAGAACAGCUUCUCCCCACAUGGAUUGAUUAUGGCAAUGGCAGCGAGUGUUGUGAUUGGGAGAGGGUCAAGUGCAACACAACCACAGGCCAUGUCACAGAGCUUUCUUUGUGUAACGUGAAUGAAAUAUCAAACCAACAUGUAAGCUAUGGGUUCAGGGGAUAUUGGCCAUUGAAUGUUUCCCUCUUUCUUCAUUUUGAAGAGCUAACAAGUCUCAAUUUGUCAAAUAAUUAUCUUGAUGGUGCGAUCAUGAAAACAGAACUUGGAAAGUUGAAAAGUUUGAAAAAGCUAGAGAUACUAGACCUCAGCAGGAAUUUUGAUAUUGACAAUGGCAUCCUUUCUUCAGUGGGUGCACUCACUUCACUCAGAAUUUUGGAUCUUAGCACAACCGACUUGGAGGGAUACUUCCCUAUUAAUGGAAAGUUUUAUAAAUUUGCAGCUUUAGAAAACUUGGAGAUGUUGGAUCUAACUGGCUGCCACUUUAGUGGUACAUUCCAAAUACAAGGCUCUGAGAGGGUUUCAAUAUUGAAUAAGUUAGAGAUUUUGAACCUUGGGGGCAAUAACUUCAAUGAUAGCCUUAUUACAUCUUUACGUUUCAUUCCAUCACUUAAAACUCUAGAUCUUCAAGGUAUCCCGCUAUCUAGAUCAUUUCCAGCUCAAGAAUUAGCUCAUCUGACUAACCUCGAGAAGUUGGAUUUGAGUUUUACUGGGCUGAAAGGAAUACCAAAUAUCGAAGCUUGUAAGCAAUUAUCAAGAUUGAAAAGGCUGGAGAGUAUAGUUCUUCCCUCUAACAAUUUCAACAAGAGCAUCAUAUCCUGCCUAAGUUCCCUCCCAUCCCUGAAGAUCCUUGAUCUUUCAGUUUCUUUCCCAUGGGGAAGUUCCUUUCCCUUCCAAGCUAAUUCAGAAUUCGAUAUGUUGCCUACUUUGGAAGCCCUGUUCCUGAAAACUAAUGGUUUCCAUGGAACACUACCAAUGGAAGCUUUCACAUCUUUGCACAAUCUGGAGGUCUUAGAUUUGAGGGAGAACAAUUUUGUUGGGAUCAUCCCAUCAGCAAUACAGGCAUUAUCUUCCCUAAGAGUUGUCUCAUUCGCUAAUAAUAAGCUCAACGGCUCAUUACCAGAUGGCUUCUGUGAAUUGAAGAACCUCCGUGAGUUGGAUCUUAGUGACAACAUGCUCGAUGGAAGUCUCCCUCAAUGUUUCAAUAGUCUAUCAUCUCUUAAGUUGUUAGAUAUUUCUUCAAAUCAAUUCACAGGCAAAAUUCUGCCAUCACUCAUUGCUAAUCUCACGUCUCUUGAGUACGUUGAUUUUAGUCAUAACAAAUUUGAAGGUUCAUUCUCAUUCAGCUCGUUCUCCAAUCAUACAAAGCUUGAGGUAGUUGUAUUUAGCAGCGACAACAACAAAUUUGAGGUGGAAACAGAAGAGCCUAUUGGUUGGAUUCCAAUGUUCCAGUUGAAAAUUUUAGCGCUAUCAAAUUGCAAUGUGAACAGGCGUAAAGGACAAGUUGUUCCUAGGUUUCUACUUCACCAACGAGAGUUCAUAUUGGUAGACAUAUCUCACAACUCCUUGGAGGGACAGUUUCCAAAUUGGUUGAUUGAUAAUAAUGUGAAUCUACAAAUUCUUAAUCUAAGGAACAACUCCUUUGGUGGUAUUAUUCUUAUGCCAUUACUUACGAAUUCUAAUAUGAACGGUUUGGAUAUCUCUGAAAAUCACAUGAAUGGUACUAUUCCGGAAGAAAUGCAAAAGUUCCUUCCUUACAUAUCUGUUUUAAAUUUGUCUAGGAAUUCCUUAAGUGGUGUUAUCCCGUCUUCAAUAUGUAAUUUGAGUGAAUUAUUGAUAAUGGAUUUAUCUGACAAUGAGUUAUCAGGAGAAGUCCCAAAGGAAUUUCUUACAAACCACUCUCAAAUAAGUAUAUUAAAAUUAUCAAGGAACAAAUUGCAUGGUCAGGUACUAUCAGGAAACUUACGCUUGGGUAACUUUCGUAGAAUUCACUUAGAUAGCAAUAAUUUCACAGGGGAAAUUGGAACUAAGAGCACGGAAAUUUAUGAAGGUCUGAGUGUUCUGGAUAUUAGCAAUAACUUUUUUACUGGCAUGAUCCCUGCUUGGAUUAGCAACAUGAGAGGAGUUGAUGUCAGGUGCGAACUCCUGGCAAGAAAUAAUAGUUUAGAAGGCAGCUUUCCAUGUGGAACAGCUCAGUUCUCGUUUCUGGAUAUCUCACAAAAUUCUUUCUCUGGGCCCAUCCCAUCUUGCUUAGAUUUGCAAUAUAUGGAGCAUCUUCAUUUGGGGUCUAAUAGAUUCACAGGAUCGGUGCCUAAUGCCUUCCGCAAUUUGACUAAUGUUUUGACUUUGGACAUAGGCAACAAUAACUUAUCAGGCAUGAUUCCCGAAUUUCUUGGAGAACUAUCCAAAUUAAGGAUUCUUCUUUUGAGAAAAAAUAACUUUAGUGGUGUGAUUCCGAAGCAGUUGUGCAAAUUAAGUAAUGCAAGCUUGAUAGAUGUAUCUUAUAACUCGCUCUUUGGUUCAAUACCUGGCUGCCUACAAAAUAUUACUGGUCCUGUCCACCUCGCUUUCAUAGAAAAAAGCCUUAUGACUUACAGUAUUAUGUCAUUUUAUACUCACGGGAGUGUUCUAAAUAAGAUGUUUUAUCCCCAAAGGCUCAAUUGGAUGUUUGAAACACAAGACGAAGUUCGGUUUACAACAAAAAGCCUCUCUCUCCCCUACAAAGGUGACAUUCUUGAUAUCAUGUCGGGAUUGGAUCUAUCAUGUAACAAACUUACAGGUGAAAUUCCAGAAGAAUUGGGGUUGUUAACACAGAUUCGUGCUUUGAACCUAUCUCACAAUCAGCUGAUUGGACCUAUUCCAGUAAACUUUUCAAAUCUUGCAAAUAUAGAGAGCUUGGACCUUUCUUUAAAUGGUUUGACUGGAAAAGUUCCAUCAGAACUCAUUAAGCUGACUUCUCUGUCUAUUUUCAAUGUUUCUCACAACAAUCUAUCAGGCAGACUCCCAGAAAUGAAAUCACAAUUUGGUACAUUCACAGAGGCAAGCUAUGAAGGGAAUCCACUUCUUUGUGGACCGCCACUAGAGAAGAAAUGCACGACUAAUUCACAGGUGACCCAUCCAUCAGUUGAAGAAGACAAUGACAAAUGGUAUGAUAUCAACAUGACAUCUUUCUAUGGAAGUUCUAGUUCCACAUGUAUUGUGGUAUUAUUUGGAUUUUUUGCACUUCUUUACAUCAAUCCUCACUGGCGUAGAAGGUGGUUGGACUGGGUUGAAGAUUAUAAAUUGAGAUUUGUGUCCGAAGGUUUCCAAACAAACAAGCCUAUCUUUUUCGACUCUGGUUGGGGAAUACUUCCGUCAUCACUCGUUGCUAAUCUUACAUCUCUUGAGUACAUUGAUUUUAGUCAUAACUUAUUUGAAGAAAAGCCUGUAGGUUGGAUUCCAAUGUUCCAUUUGGAAAUUCUUGAGCUAUCUAAUUGUAAUAUGAAAAUGCCUCCUGGGUUUCUACUUCAACAACACAAUUUACGGCAAGUAGACAUGUCUAGAAACUCAUUGGAAGGACACUACCCAAAUUGGUUGGUUAAAAACAACACCUAUCUGGAACGUCUUGUUCUAAGGAACAACUUGUUUGGCAGUAUGCCACUGUAUAGGAAUGCUAAUAUGAAGUGGUUGGACAUGUCUGGAAAUGGAAUGAUAGGUACUAUUCCUGAUGAUAUACCAAAGUUCUUUCCUAACAUACGGUAUUUGAAUUUGUCCAUGAAUAGUUUAAGUGGUGUUAUCCCAUCCUCAAUUGGUGAAUUGAGUCAAUUAUGGAUAUUGGGUCUAUCUGACAAUGAGUUAUCAGGAGAAGUACCAAAAGGGUUGUUUACAAAUGUCUCUCGGUUGGAUUUCUUAAAACUAUCAAAUAACAAAUUGCACGGCAAGGUACUCUCAGGAAACUUAGUAAACUUGGGUAACCUCCAUUCGGUUUACUUAGAUAGCAACCAUUUCACAGCGAAGAUUGGAAUUAAUAGUAGCAAGGAAACUCAUGAAUAUCUGAGAGUUCUGGAUAUUAGUAACAACUUGUUCACAGGUAUGAUCCCUAAUUGGAUAAGCAACAUGAGUAUGUUGUCUGAACUUCUUGUGAGAAAUAAUAGUUUCCAAGGCAGGUUUCCUUGUGGAGCAUCUCCAUUUUCAUUUCUUGAUAUUUCACAAAAUUCUUUUUCUGGACCCAUCCCAUCCUGUUUGAAUUUGCAAAAUAUGAAGCAUCUUCUUUUGGGUUCCAACAAAUUCAUUGGAUCAAUGGCCAAAUCCUUUCGUAAUUUGACUAGUGUUUUGACUUUGGACAUUGGCAACAACUACUUGUCAGGCAGGAUUCCGGAAUUUCUUGGUGAACUAUCCACUUUAAAGAUUCUUCUUUUAAGAAAAAAUAACUUGAGUGGCUCUAUUCCGAAGCAGUUGUGUCAAUUAAGUAAAGUGAGUUUGUUAGACUUAUCUGGUAACUCACUUUCUGGUUCAGUACCUAGCUGCCUUCAAAAUAUUACUGGCCCAACUCACCUUGCUUUCCUAAAAGUCGGCCUUGAUUACAUGGCAUUGGAAACAGAAGAUGAAGUUCAAUACACAACAAAAAGGCUUUUUCUCAACUACAAGGGUGACAUCCUUGAUUACAUGGCAGGAUUGGAUUUUUCUUGUAACAAACUUAUAGGUGAAAUCCCACAAGAACUCGGAUUCUUAACCCAACUUCGUGCUUUAAACCUGUCUCACAAUCACCUGAUUGGACCUAUUCCUGUGAACUUCUCAAAUCUUGCAAAAAUAGAGAGCUUGGACCUUUCUUCAAAUGGUUUGACCGGAAAAGUUCCAUCACAACUCUUUAAGCUUACAUCUCUAUCUACUUUCAAUGUUUCUGACAACAAUCUCUCAGGCAGACUCCCAGAUAUGAAAGCAUAG
Lactuca saligna is the source of this 5219-nucleotide messenger RNA. Lineage: Eukaryota; Viridiplantae; Streptophyta; Magnoliopsida; Asterales; Asteraceae. The record is from the annotation of a GenBank genome assembly.